Messenger RNA from Pristis pectinata (smalltooth sawfish), 10416 nucleotides. RefSeq names its product ectopic P-granules autophagy protein 5 homolog (C. elegans) (gene epg5). The transcript is spliced from 44 exons. The record is from RefSeq and is a predicted model, not a curated record. Gene Ontology annotation, cellular component: cytoplasm. Gene Ontology annotation, biological process: autophagosome maturation. NCBI's taxonomy places the organism in Eukaryota, Metazoa, Chordata, Chondrichthyes, Rhinopristiformes, Pristidae. Bases 35 to 7882 code for a protein of 2615 amino acids.
GCGAGUGCGCGGCGCGGCUCCGGGCAGGCCGAGCAUGGCGGAAGUGGUUCGUCCGAAGAAAUCUCGGCCGGCAGCGAAGGGGCAGGACAAAAAGAAAAAAGUUACCACAGAAAUAAAGAAAAAAGAGAAUUUAAAGCCAGAAUUGAACCAGGAAUUGAUUUCCAGUCAGCCAACAAAAGUAGACUUCUCUACAAUAGUUGACAAAUCUCAAGAAGCAUUCUCAAAACCAAACACUGAGGAGCGAAGUGAGGACCAAUUGCUUCCAACUUCACUUGUGGCUGAGGUGCCUGUGGAAACUCUUCACAAGCCUGAAUUAUGUACUGAAAUUGCAUCCAUUGCAACAGUUGAAUCAAGAUUUGAUUCAAAACAGUUUACUGCAUUAGAUGGUGAAGAUAAACAAUUUCAAUUAAAUCAGACAAAAUUAAAUUCAGAUCAUGACCCCUACCAUAAUAGUGAGGUGCCUGAAAGCAUUACAGUUCCAGAAGCUCGUGAGCUGCCUUGUUCCAGUAAGACUGCCAGUGAUGAAGGCAGAGAAAACUUAAGUGUUGUUGAGCCUGCUGUUUAUGAUGGUUCUUUGGACCAUGGAAAUAUUUCUUCUCAAAAAGUAGGAGUUAACUUAAAGGAAAAGGAGACAAUGAUGAGGAAGGAAACGAAAAAUCCUGCUAUCUUAACACUGGGUGAUGGUGAGAGAGACAUGGUUGACAUGAAUCUACAGAAAACCAUUGCUGAUCUUCCUGUACAGUUGAUCUUUGAAAGACUGUACCCUGAUUUACCAUUAGAGGAUAAGAGAGAUCUUGGAACUUCAUCUGUAAAGCAGGUUUCACCCUAUUUUAGGACGUUGUAUCCAGAACUUCCAUGUGAACCAGCAAUUUUACCAUUCUCAAAAGAAGAGCUGAAAAUGUUUGCAUUAGGUUCAUGGAUAGAAAAUGUAGAUACAUAUACAGAAGAGUUUCUUUCUCUGGCAAAUCAAGACAAAAAUGAUCUUUAUGAACUACUUAUGAACUACAGAAGAUGUAGGAAACAACUUCAGUUGGCUGUGGCAGAACUGCAGACAAUGAUAUGUAAUUAUAAGAGUAUUAGAAAAAGGCUAUGGACGUUCAAGGAAGAGCAGCUAACCAUCCAGGGAGUUUGUGCUGAUCAAGCAAAGGUGACAACCUAUUAUCGAUUUCAGACUGUGGAGAUGAAUAAUUCAGUUCUGGGAGAGCUGAAACGGGUAUUGGAUAUUAAGGCUGAUCACUUGCAUCAAACGAUGACUUUACAUGCCUAUACCUCAGUGGUUUCUCGUCUCCAGGUGGAAUCUUAUAUUUACAGGUUGUUGAAUAGCUCGCCAACAUUUAGAGCAGUGGCAGUUCUGCAAAAACAAGUUGAUCAAGAAGUAGAUUGUAGCUAUUCAGAUCUGCAGCUUUUAAAAGAAAGCAUCAGUGUGCUCUUCAGUUUUACCCGAAGAAUAAUUGAAGAUGGUCAAUUCCAUAGUGACAUUCUUCUCUGGCUACAGAAAUUGGUUGCUGUGUUACACAGAGUUGGCUCCUCUGCUGAUCACCUCUUUUUACUAAAUCAUAUCCUUAGAUGCCCAGCAGGUGUGAGCAAAUGGGCAGCUCCAUUUGUAAAGAUGGAAGUGUUCAACAAUCCUACAGGUAUUUUUCUCUUCAUGCAAGCCCUAGCCUGUCUUCUGUCACCAAUCAAGUAUCGAUCUGAGUUCCUGGUGAAUAUGAAACCCUGUGACCAAAAGCCACUGUCACCUGUACCCACAGAAAAAGCUGUACAGAACUGGACCUUGGUAGAUGAAGCUGGAGAAGAGGAUGAAGAUCCUGAUACCAGUUGGCUACUAUUGUCUGAGGAUGAUUUGAUUACCUUUUUAUCACAGUUUCCUUUUGAUGAACUAUUUAAGCAAUUGCUUGGGAUAACUAUCAAAGGUGAAUACAGUCCAGAAAAAAGUACGUGUCAUCAGAUGAUGAAAAUCAUUGGGUUUGCAUCUUCAUUGGUGGACCUCCUAGCUUUGGGAUUGGAAACCUUUAAUAGAGCACGGUAUAGACAAUUUGUGAAAAGGAUUGGCCAGAUGAUCAGGAGAACAAUUUGUUACGUAAGUGACCACUGGGCUCAGUUUGCAACUUUCCACAAAGAACAUGGAAUAAAGAUGGACCAAUUUUACUCUCUUGAAAAGUUGCAAGUGGAAUUUGAUGAGCUUUUUCUUCGGGCAGUGUUAUAUGUACUAAAAGCAAAAAGGUUGGGAAUUUGGCUUUUCAUGUCUGAAAUGCCAUAUGAAACGCUAUCAAACCAGAUGAUAUGGAAACUCUUCUACAUUCUGCAUUGUGCAGAAUGUGAGAAUAUCCAGGGAUUAUGCGCCAGGCUACAUUCUGAUGAGUGCAAGAUCAAGCUUAAAGACCCAGAACAUAAACAAAUGUUUGAACAGUGCCUAUCCAACAUUACUAGCUCAGAAGGAAUAUGUCUUCUCACUACAUUUGCACAUAUGACCCACUCAAAACGAGAAAAUGUGGAUCAAGAGUUUGUGAAGAUAGUUGCUUUAGAAAUAUAUGAGGUAGCUUAUGUAAGUCCUUCCACCAGAGAAUCAUUUUCCAAGGUUGGCCGUGAACUUCUGGCCACAAUUUCAACAGCUCAUCCUCAUAUAAUCUCUAUACUUCUGGAUCGUGUCCGAGAAAGCAUUGAUAAAGUUGGUAUGGUUUCCUUGUAUCUAUUUAAAGAACUUCCACUGCACCUGUGGAAAAUAACCUCAGUUGAAAUGGGUGUAAUUCAUGACUGGCUUCUCAACUACAAUUUGUCUGCUGUAGAGAACAAACUGGCUUGCAUCAUACUUGAAGGACUGAACUGGGGUCUUGAUGAGCAGCAAUCAAAACUUGCUCUUGAUCCUUCCCUUCAUACUGAAGUAGCAUUAAUGGUUCUAGAAGCAUAUCAGAAGUACCUCACUGACAAACCUUACAGUGGAUUCAUUUCCGAAAGCAUAAAGCAGGUAUCCUACUUAGCUAAUGUUGUUCGCCUGAACCAAACUCCUGAGGCCUUAUUUAAUCACUGGGCAUGGGAAUUGGUCAUCAGAUUGAAGCUACGCAGUAAUCAUCCAUGCAGUGACCAGGGCUGGAUACCUAUUAGCAACUCUUUUACUGCACCUGAAUUGAACGAGUCACCAGCCCUUCAUCCACUUUUUAAAGCUGUAAAAUCUGGCAUUCCCAUUGGUUGUUACCUUGCGCUUUCAAUAACAUCAGUAGGCCACAGCAUUGACAAGUUUUGCUCUGAAGGCAUAUCUCUUCUGGAAGUACUAGUACAGUCAAAGUAUCUUAAAGCAGUAGUCCAUGUAUUAGAUAAGAUCUUGCCAAUCUUCUACCCGUGCCAAUAUUAUCUUCUGAAAAAUGAACAGUUUUUAACAUCUUUACAACUUUUUCUUCAGACUGACAGUGUUGUGCCUCAGGGAAUGACUCAGCAGAUGACCCAGAAAGUAGCACAACAUUUAACUGGCAUCACUUAUGGUGAAAACAUUAAAUUGUUAAACAGUAUGAUCCAGACUCAUAUCGUCGAAAGCAGUAAACCUGGCAGAGUGGGAACUGGUGUCGUUUUGGAAUUCUGGAUUCAAGCCUUGACAAAUCAGCAUCUGUGGCACAGAGAUAAAAAUGUUUUGUUUCUAAUGGAUAAUCUUUGUAAGACUGCAUUUCUUUACCAGCAGGAAGACUGUUUGCAAAAGUCACUUUACCAACAACACAAGAAUGCUCUUGGAUAUCAUAGUGAUCGUGGGCUAUUGACUUCAUUCAUGAGCUGGAUGUUAGCUGGCAACAUAACACCAUCAUUCAUUGAAGGCAAUGCUACUGCAACUGAGGUGUGGUUUUCCUGGAUCAUAUUCAAUAUGGAGACAAUUUUUGAAGAAGAUUCCCAACUCCGUAGGUAUAUGGAACUUGAAUUAAUUAGCAAUUCUUCAGUUACUCCAGAUCAAGCCUUAAAGAAAGCCCAAAGCCAUUUAAAGCUCCCUGUGGUGCCUUCCACCCAACGGCUUAUGAUCUAUCGCUGGGCCCAUCAAGCUUUAGUUACUCCUCCAGAUCAUCCGCUUCUCCCACUAAUCUGGCAGAGAUUCUUUUUCCUGUACCUCCACCGACCUGGACCAGAGUUUGGUUUGCCAGUGAGUGGCUGUAUUGGAAAACGUUAUUUCCACAGUACUUCACACUCUGCUUUGCUGAAAGAAAUGAAAAAACGCCUUGUUGAAAUAGCAGAUUUUCAUCAUGAAGCUAGUAAAGCUGUAAGAAUCUGGAAGAAGGGACAAUGUACUGAAGAUGCUUCAUCACCAGAUGAGAAUACUGCACCUCACCGGCCUGAAUCCAUGACUUCACCAGAAUUGCACAAAGAAUUGCUCAGGCUUUUCCACGUUUUUACAUUUUGGCUGGAGGAUAUCAAUCUACAAAAAAGUGAUCUUUAUCUACCCUCUCUACCUGUACAAUAUGAUGCACAUAAAUUGGCAAAAGUCAUGCAAAACCAGCAGGACCUUUGGACAGAAUAUAUUGACAAUGAGCGUAUAAAGCAUGAGCUCCAAGAGACAAUGAAUCUUUGGAUUCAGCUUCACUCUGCACCUUCUGCAACUUAUAGAACAUCAGGUUUUAAUAACUUUGAUCCACUUUCAGCUAAAGAUCGGAUCUUUAAUGAUCUGAAAGCCCACAAUGCCCCUAUACCUGCUGUGCGCCUACAACGUGUGAAAGCUCCUGUUCCAGAUAUUGUCAGCAAUAACCUGUCAGAUAAAAAAGUGGCAAUCGAACUUGUUCAUCGAUAUCUAAACGUCUUGCAACAACAAGCAAAAACUGCUGCCCAAUGGGAGUCCCAGCAAAUAGCACUCAACAGCGAGGUUUUGGAAACAUUGCCUAAAUUAUACAGCAAUCGGGAGGAACAAGUCACAAUGAAACUGGAGUGCCGAGGUAGCUCUUCUAAUCGUGCUUGUCAAGGAGCAACAAAUAUCUCUGUGAAGUGCAAGAAAUUGUACAAGGAUAAUGCUGUGAACCAACAGCUUGAUGCCUUGGUCAAAGACAUUGACCAGUUGCAAACCUAUGUUGCCCAACCUCCUCCUCAGAAUAUUGCAGAAGCUGCUGUAUAUGUGGAAAACUUCAUAACGGUCUUGGUGAAUGCCUUCAAGCUCCAUCAUACAGAAAGUUAUCAGAAAGUGGGCAUUGCCUUGUUCUAUGAGAUUGUCUCUUUUGUCUGUGAUGAAACUCAGCGGCAUCCACCGACAAGACAGUUCUUUACAUCAUGCAUUGAAAUCCUUGGGCAGGUUUUUCUUGGUUGUGCUAAAACAGAAAGCAAAGCUAUAUUGGAAAAGAUACUUGGGAAUAGAAGACUCUGCAAUCUUUUGUCACCAUACUUCACUCCAAAUAUCUCUCCAGAUGUAUUUGUCAAUCUUUAUAGCAAAGUUGUCAAAUUUCUCCACACAGAUAAUGGUGACGUCAUCUUUAUGUUAUUAACAAAGUUUGACCUUGUGUUGUGGUUGAAUUCCACCAAGCCAACUAUGUCUAAACGGACACAAUUAUUAGAAUUGAUCCAUUUAGGCCUUACGUCGUGUGGCCUUCAACCAGAGGAAGAAAUUCAAAUGGCCUUUAAUGUUCUCUGUAAACACUGGAUGUACAUUUUGCAAUAUCAGUUCCCGGAUCACUACAGUGACUUUCUCAGACUUCUGAUGCAAAGUUCUUCAGAACAAAAGUUGAAUCCUGACUGUUGGAAGGUUGCUUUGAAAACCUUAAAUUGUACCUCUGAGGUUGAAUGUGAGCCCAGGAUAAUGAGAUCUGCAGACACUCUGUGUUCUCAAAAGAUCAUUCUGUCAUUUGAACAGGUGCAGGAGACAAUACACUGGCUUUCUGAUUUCUUCCACAAACUGCGUCUUUCAAAAACAGAUUUAAGGAGCUUUGGUCUAUUUUCAAAGUGGACUCCAUACAUGAAUGAAGUGAAGAGAUUCUGGAUGUUCCUUGCCAAAUCUUUUAUUGAUUCUGAGAUCUCCAAACUGGCCCAAGAACCUGCAGCCAGCAACAAAAAUGUAGCAGGUUUGCAGAUGGUUUAUGCAAAAUUGCUGGAGCUUUUCAGGCCAUGGCUAAUGGUACUAAAUGCAGAAAAAGGAAGCAAUAACUAUUCCUAUCCUUGGUUAGAGAUCGACACUCCAAUCGCAUCGGGUAUGGUGAAGUUGUUUACAAAAUGUGUUGAUUACCUGCAUCAGAGUUUAAAAGAUAAACUAAUUCCUGGCCAACGAGGUGCUCUAUGGUUCCAUUUGAUGUAUUAUUGUGAAACUUCCACUAUACCUAAAAUGCCAGAGUAUAUUUUGUACACCUAUCAUUCUGAAUAUUCCAAAUUGCCAUGGAAAGAGUUGUAUCCUGAUCAAGUCUUGAUGGAAGAGUUCUUUAAAGUGGAGAGAGGAAGUCCAAAGAGCUGUUUCCUGUUUUUGGGAACUUUACUAUGUGAGGUUAACUGGGUCAGUGUUCUUUCUGAUGCUUGGAAUCCCCAACCUCUCUUGCACACAAGGACCAUGGUUGUGUAUUUGUUGUUUAUGAUGGUAUUUCUAUCAAAAGAGGAUGUACUUGCAAGUAAACCGGAGUCUCCAUUACAUAAUCUCCUUGGACAAAUGAGUGCACUGCCUUGGCAUUUUGUGGAUAUUGCAUCAUACCAAAAUGUCCUUAGCUAUUUUAAUAGCCACUAUUCUCCUUCUGUCAUCAUUUUAAAAGAUCCUUCAGCUGAAUCAAUACUGAAGCUUUUAAAAGUGGUCGCAGGUUUCAGUGACACCUUGGGCAUACACAAUGAUGCUACACAUAAAUGCAAGGCAUACAUCCACCAGGUUGUCCAGUGCCUCAUCACUUUAGAUCAGAAUACUCAGAUAGUCCAUGCUCAACUAGAACGUGAGAUGAUAACGUUAUUGAAUGAUAUUGUUCUUUUUAAUCCACCAGAAGUGGACAAUCAACAGCGGCACAUGGCAGUCACCAGUCUUUUUAUGGAAGUAUUGAUGAUGCUGAAUAACAUUAGUGUCACAUCAGCAGAAUCACUGCGUAUAAGUUUGCGGUCUUGGAUCGAGACUGAGGUGCAUUAUAACCUGGCAUUACCACUACUGACUGCAGCAUGUCAAAGCCUGGCAUCGGUCAAGCAUAUGGCAGAAAUGACUGAAGCCAGCAUUAUGGCUUAUUUUAAGGAUGGUGCAUGGCAUGAUCAGUAUUUUGGAUGGGGACCAAUUUUAGUAUCUCUUCAAGUGCCAGAAUUAACUGCAGAAGAAUUUCUGAAAGAAUGUCUGGACUUGGGAAGCUACUUAACACUUUAUGUGUACAUUCUUCAGCAUCUGAACAUGGAGCAGACUCUAUCCAAUGAAAUGAAAAUGGUAGUUCUACUUAACAAAUGGAUAAACCAAGUCUUUCCCAGCAGUACAAAUGAUGAGGUUAAACUGUUCCUAUGGUGGCAUAAGUUAUUGCAAUUGACAUUGAUCCAGCUUGAGCAGAAUGAUGUAACUGGAUUGGAAUUUUUGAUGAGGAUACUAAAUGCAUUGCAAGUGAAACAAAGUCAUCUGGCAGAGGAGAGGCUUUCUUCUGGAAUUCUGGGAGCAAUUGGUCUUGGAAGGAAAUCUCCGCUCUCAAACAGAUUUCGAGUAGUAGCUCGAAGCAUGUCGGCAUUCCUAUUAGUUCAACUUCCUGCAGAGAAUUGCAUUCGUCUGAAGCCUGGCACAGAACUACAACUAUCUCCCAAAGCACAGCAGGCCCUGAAUGUACUUGAAACAAUGUCAAUGAGCAAGCAGUAUGCAGACUAUCAAGAGGAGUUUUCACAGGCAAAAUCGUUCAUCAAGAACCCAAACUAUUGUCUUUGGGAUGGCAACAAGUUACUAGCUAUUCUUAUUAAUCUCCUUUACCCUGAUGUACAUUAUUUGGAUAUUAUCCGCUAGAUAUUUUGCCAGAGCAGGAUCUCAGCACCAUAUUUCAAAAAAAAUACUGCAAGAUAUUUUGCAAGAAUAUCUUUGGAAAAAAAUAAUUUGAACUAAAAUUGCAUUACUAAAUUUGCUAAUGAACCAGCUAUCAGGCAACAAUUGUUUUUUUUUGGAUUAUGGCAAAAUGAUUGCUCUUCACAAAAUAUGAUUUAAUAAAUGGUCAUAAUAGAUUUUUUGGACAUCAGUUGUUUGCCACACACAAUCUGUAUUUUUGUACCAUAAUCUGUAAUAUGUAAUAAAUUGAACUAAAAAUCUGCAAGUGAAUGCAUCAUUGCUAAAACACAUUCCGCAUCCUUGGCUUUUCAUUGGCUGUGAAAAUGGUGAAGUAAGUAAGUAGCCAUUAAUCUACUGAAAAUAUUUGGGAAACUUGUACAAUAGAGACACUGUCUAAUAUGCCUUUCUUUGAAAAUAUUCAAAAUCCCUCUCCAUUUCAAUUCAUUCAAGCAAAUAUCUUCCUUAAAAUACAGAUAUUUACAUUGAAUGGUAUGGAUCUUGGUAACAUGAUAAGCAGCUGCCCUGUUCCAUAUUCCUUUACCUAGUUUCCUUCAAUCAAUAACAGCUUGCAUGUAUAAAGCACUUUUAAUGUAAAUUAUCCCAAUGCACUUGAGCAUUAUCAAACAAAAUUUGUAAUGGAACAUAUAGGGAGAUAUUGAAGCAGCUGACCAAAAGUUCAGACAAGGAGCUAAGUUUUGAAAAUGAGGAAAGUCAGAAUGGGAACUCUGGAGAUUAGUAUGUUGAUUUGAAGACAUUGUUGGCAGUGGUAGAGUGAAUAAAAUUAGGAAAUGAACAUGGGAGAAAUGCAGAUAUUUUAGAUGGAUGGAAGAAUGGAGAAGAUUACAGAGCCCUUGGAGGGAUUUGAAAUAAAAUUGUGUUUUGGAUGAGCUUUGGUUUGUGAAAGGUCCUAAGAGGGGCAGGAGUGAAUUGGAGUUGUCAUGUCUUGGGGUAUCCUGUUUAACUCACUGAUUCUGGAUAUCAAUCCAGAGCCCUGCAAUUCUCUGAGGAAGAAUAACUCUGGAUCUGUAUUCUAAAUUUCUUUCAAUUAACCUUUCAAUAUCGGUCUAGACAAUUUGACACUGGAAAUAGUUUGCCUACUGUGAUUGAUCCCUUCAGAAUUUUGAAUGAUUUUAUCAAGUCAUUGUUACAACUUGUUAAAAGGCAAAUUGAAAGGGGUCUUGUUUUCUCUUAAAUUGUAUCUUUAUAAUUUGUCAAACAAACUGUGAAGGAGAAUCUUGAUCUCAUUGAUGGCUGGUCACCUAUUUUUGGCCGUCUUUCUUCCUUACUGUGACAUCUAGAUCUGAAAUAUUGAACAAGUUCAGACUCAGUUGCUGUUAUGCUGAACAAUUAUACAUCAUGGGAUUAUUUCAGUUAUUUAAGAUGGAAUUGUGUAGUUUAGUACCACUAGUUUGGAAGUUUUCUGUGGAAGUACUAGCAUGUGCAGAAUUAACACAAUUACAUUAAAUUCUUGCAUUUGCUUUUGGUGCUUCUUGAUUUCAGGGUGCCAUUUUAAUAGACGUGCGGUGCCUACCCUUUUCAUUUAUAAGUAUGUGAUGCAAGUAAUUUAAAAUCUAAUGUAUAUUUUAAUUUUCAUAGGAAUUUCAUUUGUUACAUUCGUCAAUUGAUGCUUACAAGGUUAUCUGACUAAGCAAGUUCUCGGUUGUAACAACAUAUGCCAUAUCUUCAACUUCACAAAAGUAAAUUUAUACAUUAGUAAAGACUUCCACUGUUGCAUAAAAAGUCAAUAACUAAGAAUGGAUUUACCAUGCUUAUUUUGCCAGGAAGCAAUCACUUUUUUUUUCCACUGAAGGUUUCACAUAGAAGUAGAAUAAAUUUAUUCAGUGUUACAGGAACUAAAUGGUAAGGGGAGCCCAGUUUCUUUCAAAAUUGCUGAAUUUUGUUGAGCAUAAGCAAAUACUUUUGUAAAUUAAGUGACACCAAAAUACAUAUGAAAUAAUCUAAAUCCAGCUGAAUAACACUUGCAUGAUUUUGUAUAAAUGAUAGUACUCUUCCCAAAUUAAGUAAUGUACGACCCAAGUUUCUGCAGCACUUCUUAGAUGUUACAGUGACGUAAGGCUUUGCACUUUAUGGAUGUGAAUAAAAUUAAAGUUCAAGUUUAAUAGUGAUACCAUCUAGAAUGAAGGUUUUCUUGCACUCUCAGCAGAUGUUCAACUUAUUAGUCAAAUUUUUGAGACUGGUAUUAAUAUAACAAGUAUAAUACAUGUUUAAAGUGUAAAGAUUCCAGUAAAACUUGAAACAUGCAAUGCUGUGCAUCAAGUGAGCUUUAAUUGUAAAAAAAAGUAUUUUUGGUUCUUAUGGAAUUGUAUGUGCAUAAUGUAUUAAUUGAAUCAGUUUAUUGUACAAUUUUAUCUUUGAGUAGUGCUCCAAGAGAUUUUGCUGUGCAUAAACUGCACUGUGGAUUUCUACUGUGUUCUUAAAAUAUUAAUUGUAAUUGUACUUUUAGAAUUAAGGUAUAGGUAAAAUAAAGAUAUUCCCUG